Messenger RNA from Phragmites australis (common reed), 1989 nucleotides. RefSeq lists its product as uncharacterized. Bases 1 to 1746 code for a protein of 581 amino acids. NCBI's taxonomy places the organism in Eukaryota, Viridiplantae, Streptophyta, Magnoliopsida, Poales, Poaceae. The transcript is spliced from 15 exons. The record is from RefSeq and is a predicted model, not a curated record.
AUGAUUAAUCAAAGCUUAAUUACCCUAUCAAAUCCGGAAUUAACCAAGAGACCGCUCGUGCCGCCACUCACGAAAAGGCGCGCAUCUCUCCCUGUCUCUUCUCGACGCAUCGUCGCCUUCCCUCUUCCCGCGACCCGACGCCAUCCGAUCCCUCGCCUCGGUUCCACGGCUCGAAUCAAAUCCAAUCCCGGUCGGCCCUUCUAUGCACUGCGCCGGCCGCCGCCCGGGCCAUUGAUGGAGGAGGAGGGGCGGCCAGCGACGGCGGCGGCGGCGGCGAUGGAGAAGAACGAGAAGAAGGACGGGGUGGUGAAGGAGGUGAUACGGCUCGAGCGGGAGUCCGUCAUCCCCAUCCUCAAGCCCAAGCUCGUCACGAAGCUCGCCUACCUCAUCGAGCGUGACAACGACCGUGCCGAGUUCAGGAAGCUAUGUAGGAGGGCGGAGUACACUAUUCGCGCUUGGUAUCUUCUGCAAUUUGAGGAUCUAAUACAAUUGUACGCCUUAUUUGAUCCUGUUUAUGGUGAGAAGAGCUUGGAACAGCAGAGCAUGACAUCUGAUGAGAUAGAAACUCUUGAACUCAAUUUCUUAACUUACCUUUUUAAGAUAAUGGAAAAGAGCAACUUCAAGUUGUUAUCUGACGAAGAGUAUGAGGUAGCCCAGUCUGGUCAGUAUCUUUUGAAUCUUCCCAUCAAAGUUGAUGAAUCCAAGGUUGACAACAAGUUGUUGGCAAGGCACUUUAAAGAGCACCCGCAUGAUAAUCUACCAGCAUUCGUUGAUAAGUAUAUUAUCUUCCGUCGGGGCAUUGGAAUUGAUCGGACAACUGACUACUUCUUCAUGGAGAAAGUGGAUGUCAUCAUAUCUCGAGUAUGGAGGUCAUUUCUCAGAGUCACAAGGAUUGAUAGAUUAUUCUCGAAGAAACAAGUAGCAUCAAAAAAGGACACAAAGAAGACUGACGAAAUUAAUGAGGAAGCAGAAGAACCAGACCUCUAUGUUGGGCGCAUUCGACUAGACAAAAUGGAGCUGAGCAUAAAGAAUCUAUUAAGAAAAAUGACAAUUCAAGAGCCUACAUUUGAAAGGAUGAUCGUGGUGUAUAGGAGGGCUAGCACAGAAAGUAAGCCAGAUCGAGGAAUAUUUGUUAAGCACUUCAAGCACAUUCCGAUGGCCGAUAUGGAAUUAGUUCUGCCAGAGAAGAAGAACCCUAGUUUAACACCAAUGGAUUGGGUUAAAUUUCUUAUUUCUGCUGUUAUUGGUUUGGUCACUCUAAUAAGUUCUCUUGAAAUGCCAAAGGCUGACAUAUGGGUUGUCGCGGCUAUCUUGUCUGGUGUGAUUGGAUACUGUGCGAAGAUCUACUUCACAUUCGAAACAAAUAUGGUCGCAUACCAAAAUUUGAUUACAAAGUCGAUGUAUGAUAAGCAGCUUGAUAGUGGGAAAGGAACACUUCUUCACUUGUGUGAUGAUGUGAUCCAGCAAGAAGUGAAGGAGGUUAUCGUUUCUUACUAUAUUUUGAUGGAGCAAGGGAAGGCAACUGUACAGGACCUUGAUUUACGUUGUGAACAGCUCAUCAAAGAAGAGUUUGGUGUGGAGUGCAACUUUGAUGUUGUGGAUGCUGUAAAGAAGCUGGAAAAGCUUGGUAUUGUUUCUCGGGACUCAAUCGGGAGGAUCUUGUGUGCUCCUCUGAAGCGUGCAAAUGAGAUUAUCGGGACGACUACCGAAGAAUUGGUGAUGCGAGCCCAGAAAGCAGGUUCAUAGGUUACAGAAUAUGCAAAAGUAAUAUUCCCUUAUUUUUCCAAAGAUUUAGCACUGCAAGGCCCGUUUGUUCGCCUUAAAAGAUUGUCCUCUCUUCUGUGCAGUUUUUCUGGUGUAUGAUAAUCUCAAAUGUAUGUCUUGUUAUUCUUUCAUUCAUUAAUUAUUUGUAAGAAUGAUCAUUUUUUCAGUGAUAUGUACAUCACAGGAUUAGCAUGGACAAGACCAUUGCUUGUGCACUUUGCUGUG